AUGAAGAAUAAUGUUGUAGGCUCAUCUGAACCCACCGCGGAAUCUUCAAGUUCUGAUAAACCGGUGCUUGCAACACGCCAGGAUAGCGAUGUCAUCAUGACUGGUGUCGACGACAACUCUGAUCAAGCGUCCCAAACAUCCUCUAUUUCAUCCAACUUUGUAAAUAUUGCUGGCCCAAGCUCACACACUACUCACGAGGAUGCAGCCAGAAUCAACCGACCGUUAUUCAGCAUUGUUAAAAACUCAAAUAAUAACAGCAACGCCUCUUCUUCAACAAACACUCCCCGUAAUAUUCCUAGUGAUCUUGAUGGUGAUGUUGCCCUUGAUGACGAUGACAUUUACCUUUCAUCUUCUACUCCUUUACCGCCCGGUCUGCCACUUGAGCCUCACUCUACUAGAGCUGACCCCGAUAUUGCCAUCGAGCAGGAACCUUCGCUCUUAAACCCAGAUGAUGAAGAUGAAAGCGAUGGCAGAGACCUAGAAGAUGCAAAUGAACUGAUUCAGGCUAUCAACCAAACAAAUGCCGGGUUUGGCGAGGGUCACGAUGAUGAUAGGGACCUUUAUCAUCGUGGCGAUGACGAAGAAGAAAAUGAAAGCGACGACAGAGACUUGGAAGAUGCAAAUGAGCUAGUUCAGGCCAUUAACCAAACAAAUGCCGGCUUUGGCGAGGGUCACGACGAUGACGAAGACUUUUACGAUCAUGAUCAUGGUCAUGACGAUAAUGACGAUAAUGACGAUGAUGAUGAUGAAGAUGAAGAUGAUGACGAUGAUGAUGAUGAUGAUGAUGAUGAUGAAGAUGAUGAUGAAGAAGAUGAUGAUGAAGACCAUGAACGUAGUGACGCUGCAGACGAUGAUGACGAUGAAGAAAAUGCUUUUCGUUCAGCAAAUGAACAAAUGCUCAGAUCUCUUCGAGGAGCAUUGGGUAUUCCAGAUGUUGUAUCUUCAAUUGUUGGCCAUAUUGAACCAUGUCUCGAGGUUAUAAAGGAUCAUGGAGACCCUUCAAACGUAAUGGCUGGCCUCCAAGAGCUUGCCGAUAUUUUACUCAUGACUAAUGAAGAUGUUCUUAAUGACUACCUUCCUACCGCCAAGGUGCUGGACGCUUUGGUAGAUAUUAUGGUGGACGAACUUUACGAAAACAGUGUCGAAAUCAUCAUCAUGACUUGCCGGUGCUUACUCAACUUAUUAGAUGCCAACCCUAUGUCGCUUGACAGAUUUAGCUAUGCACGACCGGUCAAGGCUUUGUGCGAAAAGCUUUUUGAGAUCCAGUAUAUUGAUACUGCAGAAUUAGCUCUCACGGCAUUGAGGAAAAUUUCUCGCUCUCAGACUCAUGCCAUUCUAGAAAAUGGAGGAUUAACAGCUUGUCUUUCAUACCUCGACUUUUUUUCAAGUUCUACUCAAAGAAUUGCCACAGAAACAGUCGCAAAUACACUUUCAUCUGUUCCUAUGCGAUAUUUCGAUUCUGUCAGGGAUGCUGUUCCUUUAAUUGAAAAUAUUCUUUCAAACAAUGACCCGGAAAUUUCAAAAAAUAUUGCAGAUUCUAUCUGCGGCAUUAUUGAGAGUUUUAACACAAAUUCUAAUUACAUUGAUCAACUCAUGACGCCUAAAAUUUCUAUGAAGUUAUUAUCGUAUAUUGAUCCUUCCGUCAAUAGUGGAUUGACUUUAAAGCCUCGCAUUAUCAAAGCCAUUGCCACUUUAAUCAGAGUUUCGACAAAAUUCACUGUUUUGGCCAUUGAAAACAAACUUGGAAGCCAUCUUUACCAAGUUCUUACCAAACAUGCACCUUACUUUGAUGAUGAUGAAAGCGAACCAAUCAAAAGUGCUUAUGAAAAAAAUACCACUGCAAUUAUUCAAGCAUUAAUAUAUGCUGAUAAAGAAAUUCUUUCAAACGCUCUUCAGGUUUUUUCAAACGUUUACCCACAGCUUGCUAUUGUUGACGAAUCAAAGGUUGCCAGCCCCUACCAAUAUUCUUUUAGCUCGGAAGCAGAAAAGGAACGCAUGGAGAAACGCACAAAAGAUCUUUUGGGUGUCAGCCAAAUUGUCAGGUUUUCAAAAAUUACCCUAUCCCUUUUGAUUGAUACAUUUUCAUCAACUGUUGACAUUCAAAUCCGAAGAUCAGUUUUGCAGACAAUUAUUAAAGUCGUUUCUACAUUACCAUCUAAUGUUCUUCAACAAGUUGUUGCUGAUGUGGAGCUUUCUCUUUUACUAAGUUCAAUUCUUUCACAACGUGAUCAUGACUCACUCACCCUUGGUGCUUUGGAAGUUGCAACAAUCUUAAUGCAAAAGCUUCCUGACAUAUAUAUUGUCUCAUUUUUCAGAGGAGGAAUUAUUGAAGAAAUUGAAAAUCUCAUAAAAACAGAGGAAAUUAAAGAGAAAGAUAAAAAGGAGCGUAUUGAAAAGGAAAAAGAAGAGUUGAACAAGAAGUUAGAAAAGAAUUUGGAAAAGAGUUCUUCCUUUAACAACAAAGAAGAAACCGAUGCUAAGGACAAGAAAAAUAAGGAAGAAGAGGAUAAGGAAGAAGAGGAUGAAGAUGAAGAUGAAGAUGAAAUGGAAGAUGAAGACGGAGAUCAGGAAGAUGAGGAAGAUGAUGAAGGAAGCGAAAGUGAUGAAUCAUUAGUUAAAAUUCCAUCUUUUUACUCUGACCUCACACCUCUUGUCCUUUCUCAGGCCAAAAGACUUAUUGAGGUCUACAAUGAACAGAUCAAAAGCCGCAACUUUGAAGAUGAGAUGAAGAAAGGUUUAAAUCAACUGACCGAUCUCAGCGAAAAGUUUCUUGCUCAUGAAGAUUUAGAAGCUAAUUUCCAAAAGUUUGCCAAAAUAAUUACAAGCGUGUCUGAGUUUGAGCUUCUUUGUUCCCACAUUCUUCGCUCGCUGCUUACUAUUUUAACUACUGGUGAUAAUGUUCAAACAACUUGCAAACUCUUUUUAGAGACCUUUUUGGGAAAUGGUUCUACUAAACCUUUUGAGAUUUUGCUUGAAAGACUUAACGAAUCUUUGAGCCGAUUUGAAAGAUUUGAAGUUUUGGCUGCAGACUCCCAUUCUCUAAUGCGCAACUCUAUUUCUUCUAGUCUUUCUCGACAACUUCGCAUCAGUUUGACUCCAUUGAUUAAAGAGAAACCAAAAGAAGGUGGUGAAUCUUCUUCAUCGAAAAAGGCUAAACCAAUUAUGAUUUCAAUUCAGGCCACAGCUUCUUUAAAGGCCAUUGAUGACUUUUACAAAACCAAGGUUCAGGCUGAGAAUACUAUUUUUGGUUCUAGCAUGAGAAUUUUUAGUCAAAUUUUAGCAUUGACAGAAGAUGAAGAAGAAGAAAAAAAGGAAGAAAAAAAGGAAGAAAAGAAGAACGAAGAAAAAUUAGAAGAUAAUACACAGGACGGGUCUAAGGAAGAUGGUACUACAGAAAACUCUGUCAAGGAUACGGUCAUGGAAGAUACUGAACCUCAGAAGGAAGAAAAUAAUAAUACCGAUGAAGACGAAGCUCAUUCUGAGAACAAUACACCCCAGGGAACCAGCACAGCAUCGGAACAACCCAUUGCCUCAUCAUCUGCAUCGAGAACUGAUGCUCUUUCGGCUCUUUCCAACAGCUUGAACCCUGCUCCAUGGCAUCUUGAAUUUUAUAUUGAUGGCGUUCCAAUUUCUCAUGACGCCACUGUUUUUGGUGCUAUUUUCAAGAACUUGCUUGCAAAGGAAAUGGAAAAGAAGGAAAUGGGAGAAUCUUACACUAACAACCCUUCAUGGAAGAUUUGGGGGAAACCACACAGCAUAUGGUUUAAGAAAAAGAAGGGAAGCUUUUCUGAUAGCAAAGAAAAACCAAUUGAAGCUGAAGAUCUUGAUCCUAUUCUUAGAAUGCCGGCAUCCUUUGGCUCAAAUGAGUCUGUUUCUAUUGUUAUUCGACUUCUCAACACUCUUUUUAAAAUGAAUAAUAGCGUCUUCGACUUAUUUGCCAACUCUGGACGCCCUGGUAAUGCAUGCACUAUAUCCUCAUCAUUAAAACAUUCCAUUUCGCCACUUCCAAUGGCGAAGUUUUCCAACUCGAAACUUACUGCCAAGCUCAAUAGACAGCUUGAAGAGCCUCUUAUUAUUGCUAGCCGUAUGAUGCCAAGUUGGGCUGUUGAUGCAUGCAGAUUGUAUCCAUUUUUGUUUCCAUUUGAAACUAGAUUAUUGUUUUUACAGUCUACAUCGUUUGGCUAUUCGAGACUGAUGAACCGUCUUCAGCAAUCUCAAGACAGUUCAGAAAGCCGAGGAUCUGGCGGUCCUUUUGGGGGUGAUAGCCAACAGCACGUUAGCAGCCUUUUGCGACAAAAGAUUAGAAUCUCUCGAUCCCACAUGCUUCAAAGUGCAAUGAAAGUUAUGAACCUCUACGGAUCUUCGCCUUAUUCGUUGGAGGUUGAGUUUUUUGACGAUGUUGGCACUGGUUUGGGUCCAACACUGGAAUUUUAUGCUACGGUUUCUAAACAAUUUACUCGUCGAAAGUUGAGCAUCUGGCGUGAUGACGAUGGCAGUUCUGUUAAAGAUAGUGGCAAAAACUCUUAUGUUUUUUCCAAGCAAGGCCUUUUCCCUCUGCCACGCGACCCCAAAUGGCUGACGACCUCCUCUUCUGGGAAGAAGAUUUUGAGUACCUUCAAGUCAUUGGGAACAUUUGUUGCUCGCGCCAUGUUGGAUUCUCGAAUCAUUGAUUUGAAUUUUAAUCCUCUCUUUUUCCGAUUAGCUGCUAUGACUGAGGAGCAGCUUUUAAGUGCUGCCAAUAACAUUGGAACUGUUUAUCUUGUGGAUCAGCAUACUGGAAAAUCUCUCGACACAUUACAAUCUUAUGUCGAGGAGCGAAAUCGAUUGACAGAGAAUAAUGCUUCAGAGCAGACCAUUAAAGACAUCCGAGUUGAUGGUGCGUCAGUUGAAGAUUUGGCUCUUGACUUUAGACUUCCAGGCCGCAAUAACUUAGAGCUCAUUCCCGGUGGAGCAGAUGUCGAAGUAACUAUCUUUAAUAUCGACGACUAUAUUAAGAAAGUGUUAAACAUGACACUGGGCUCAGGAAUAAUUGAGCAAAUUAGGGCAUUUAAGGAGGGAUUUUCCGUUGUGUUCCCAUACAGCGCGCUUAGCACGUUUGUCCCUGAGGAGCUCGUUGUUAUGUGUGGACAGGGUGAAGCCGAUUGGUCUUAUGAGACGCUGUGCGCAAUGGCCAAGGCAGACCAUGGAUACAAUAUUGAGAGCAGAGUUGUUAAAGAUCUUUUUGAGGUUAUGAGCACAUUUACUGUUGAACAACGAAAGGCAUUUUUGCAAUUUGUCACAGGCAGCCCCAACCUUCCCAUUGGUGGGUUCAAGGCUCUUCGACCUCCAUUCACAAUUGUUUGCCGUGAAUCGGAGCCACCUCUUACGCCUGAUGAAUAUUUGCCUACGGUUAUGACUUGCGUAAACUACUUCAAGCUGCCUAAUUACUCAUCGAAGGAGAUCUUACGGGAGCGUAUCAUGACUGCCAUCAAGGAAGGAUUGGGAUCAUUUUUGCUUUCUUAG
Molecule: messenger RNA, 5502 nt
Organism: Magnusiomyces paraingens
Lineage: Eukaryota; Fungi; Ascomycota; Dipodascomycetes; Dipodascales; Dipodascaceae
Exons: 2
Coding region: 1-5502 (1833 amino acids)
Biological process (GO): protein polyubiquitination; proteasome-mediated ubiquitin-dependent protein catabolic process
Cellular component (GO): nuclear speck
Molecular function (GO): ubiquitin protein ligase activity
Source: RefSeq, a predicted model, not a curated record